AUGUACAAAAAGAAUAAACCCAGUGGUGCACUUAAUCACAAACAGCGACAAGAAAGAGAAGGUAAUAAACAAAAAUUGCCCAAAAUUGGCAAGUUUUUUAGUCAGCCCUCUGCAAGUACUUCUGGACAUAAUGUGGUGGCUGCAGUUUUGCAUGAGAAGCCUACUGAAGCUGACAAUUACUGCAGUUAUAGAUACCUCCGCCGCCGAUCAUGUGAACGUGGAUGA
Molecule: messenger RNA, 225 nt
Organism: Parnassius apollo (apollo)
Lineage: Eukaryota; Metazoa; Arthropoda; Insecta; Lepidoptera; Papilionidae
Source: the annotation of a GenBank genome assembly